GGCCAGACAAUGCGCUGGGCUGGCGCUGGUUGGGCGGCUGCUGCACUCGGUGGCGGGCGAGGCGGACGCGUCCCGGGGUCCCCCCCGCUUGGCGCAGCCGGAUCGGGGGGGUCGCUGGCAGGAAACCGCCCCCGCAGCAGCCCCGGGGCAUUCUGGGGCGGGGGCCCCCGGCGAGAGAGACCCCCCCAAACCCAGCGCCGCCCGGACCCUGCUGGGAGGUCCUGGCGGAUGGACUCUCGUUUGUGUGGACACAAUAAAUAGUUUUUUUUCUCCCCAAAUUCCUGGAAAGGGGGAGGGAAUUUUUAUUUUUAUACCGUCUGGAGCGAGCGAGAUUUACAAAGAGGCAAAGAAUUUCCCCUGGCGUCAGGGACUCUGGGAUGAAGAUUGUUUGAGCAGAGAACUUGAGAGAACCCAGGUGUCCUGAUUCCCAGCUCCCCCCCCCCACUCCAACCCACUCCCCUCGCUCGGGAUUUGAUCCACGGAUUGGCAGUCGGAUUUAACCGAGGAAGAAACCGCAUCGAUCUGGUGCUGGAGGAAACAAAUUGGUUCCAAAGGGAAGUUGACUGACCAAUGUCGUGCCCGGGAGGAAGUUAACAGGGGAACUGGCUCUUGGAAGAAAUGGAUCAACGCGGUGCCGAGAGGGGGCACUGAGCCGAGGAGAAAUUGCGUGGCCAAUUGCUUGCUUGGGUCGCUAAUGCUAAGGAGCGAUCGAUUGGGGUAAUGGAUCAGCUGGUGGGAGAAGCAGUCCCCAGGGGAAAUUGAUUGGCCGGUGGCCACAGGUCAGGAAGAGAGAAAGGGGAAGAAAUUGAUUGGAGAUCUGGGGCUGGAGACGCUCUCGAUUGGAUAAUUGGGGCUUGCCCGGAACCAGAAGGGAUUGGCGGAGGGAUGCGAUAUUGACCGGAAGAUGGAUGGAAUUGAUCAGCUGUCUGGGGAGUUGGUGCCCAGGGCGUGAAAUUGAUCAGAGGAAACUGACUCAUUGAGUGGGAAACUGGUCGGUUUCAGGGAGAACCGGAGGGAUCUGCCUUUGGUCGAGUGAUCGGGAGUCGUUGAUCGGCCGGUGAGAGGGGAGAUCCGCCGGCCGAUUGGAGACCCGUGCGGGGAUCGAUCGGUCUCUGCGCCUGGCGUGGACAUUGCCCCGCUUGGGGCAGGGGUGAGCUCCCAGCCAUGGCUGGUCCCUCCUCCUUCGGCAGAUACACCCACGCCAUCGUCCGCAGCGUCCCGGACUCGCUGGGCGCCCGGCCUGCCGGGGAUGGGGCGGGCCCGGCCGAGCCGGUGGACCUGGCCAAGGCGCACCGGCAGUACGGGGUCUACACCGGGAUUCUUCGGCAGAAGCUGGGGCUGCAGGUGAUCGAGUUGGUGGCCGACGAGGGGCUGCCCUGCUCCGUGCUGGUGGAGGACGCGGCCGUGAUCCAGGGCGAUACGGCGCUCGUCACCCGGCCCUGGGAGCCGACGCGGCGGGGAGAGAUCAGUAGCAUCAAGAAGGUCCUGGAGGAGCUGAAGAUGCGGGUGGUGGAGGUGACGGAUGACGGGGCCACCUUGGACGGCAGCGACGUGCUCUUCACAGGUCGAGAGUUCUUUGUGGGCAUCUCCAAAUGGACCAAUCACCGAGGGGCGGAGGCGGUGGCGGAUGCUUUUCGGGAUUUUGCUGUCUCUACGGUCCCUGUGGCGGGCUCCUCCCAUCUGAAGAGUUUCUGUAGCAUGGCUGGACCGGACACAGUUGUCAUCGGAAGCAGUGAGGCUGCCAAGAAAGCCAUGAGGACCAUGGAGCAGCUGACCGAUCACCACUAUGACACACUGACAGUGCCGGACGACCCUGCCGGGAACUGCAUCUACGUGCGCCUGGGGCCCAAGGGCAGCGCCCUGCUCCACCGCAGCCCCGAGGAGUUCCCCAACAGCCUACAGCCGUUCCAGAAGCUGUCCGACCUCACCCUGAUCCCCGCCGCCUGCAGCGAGAUUGCCAAGCUGGGGGGAGCCCUCAGCUCCUGCUCCCUUCUCAUCAACAAGAAGCUCGACCGCUAGUGCCUCCAGCUCCCCCCCCCAGCUACAUGGGGGAGCCCCUGACCCCCCAUCCUCCCUGUGCGCCCCAUGUCUUACCCAGCCUAUGCCCUGCACCCCAAACCUCAGGGCGCCCCUCAACUUGCUGCCCCCCAUCUGGGAAGUGGCAAUCACCCUUCCCCCUAUUGCCCCCCCCACCUGCCUGGAAAGUGGGGUCCCCCAACCCCCCAGAAGCCUCCCCUGAGACCCAGCCCGGGGGCAUAUUUGGAACCUCCCACAUCACGUGUUGUGGACCCUGAAAAUAAUGGGGUCCUGCCUUCUUGGGAGGUGGAGAGCAGGGGGUCUGGGCACCCCAUUAGCAGGAGAGGGUGGAAGGCCCAUUGGGUGGGGCCCCCCAAAUUAUUGGGGUCCCUUGGUUCCUUCUCUGGGAGAGGCAACAGUGGGUGCAACCAAUCUAUACUUAGUAGGUGGCCUGGGGAGGGAGGUCUUAGAGCCCAUCCCCGUUUGGGGAACCUAGCUAUGUCCGGCUGGGAUAGUGGAGGGUUUGGGGACCCUGAUUUAUCAUGUCACCAUGGGGGGGAGGUUUGGGGGACACCAGCAUGUUAUACCACACAAUGGGGACCCCAAUAUUGAAGCCAGGGCAUUGGAGGACCCCGAUACCUGAGAUCCCUGAAUUAGGGGGGGCAUUUCACUUAGGAUCUUCCAGCCCCCCUGCUGCCCCCCCGCCAUUCAUCCACUAAUCUAUGGUGCUGGUGUUUUGGGGGUAACUCCUCUCACCCCCUUGAAACACAACUUGCUCCCCACUGCCACACCCCCAUAGCACGACCCCUUCCCCUGUUAGCUGUAACAACUGUGGGUCCUUGGGGCUGAUAAUUGGUGGCAGCACUGGGAUACCAGGCUGGAUAGGUCUGCUGUGGGGCAGCUGGGGAUCCCAGACCUUUAGCUAUGUAAGGGUGACUGCCCCCCCAAAGACAGGGGUGCCUUGUGUGUGUGUGUUAGAGUAGUUAGGGGGGCUUCUAGGAGCCCCCUGUGAUGUGGAGUAGGAGCGCCCCCUAGGGCAGAGCCAGGGUGUUGAUCCAGAGGGAGGGGGUGUUUGGCUUCUCACUGCCUCUGAGAUCCUUGACACAAUAAAGAAUUGAACCAA
Chrysemys picta bellii (western painted turtle) is the source of this 3139-nucleotide messenger RNA. The record is from RefSeq and is a predicted model, not a curated record. Lineage: Eukaryota; Metazoa; Chordata; Testudines; Emydidae.